AUGGACGGAGAAGACAAUGCUGUUCCGCCGCUUACCCUUCCAGAAAGAAUAUUCGCCAUCGGUAGUGAACCUGUCGGAGUUAGAGUCACGCCUUACCACAAACCACAUGCAAUCCGUCAAAUCCUGAAUGCUCUAUACCUCGAUGAAGUCGAUACUAUCAGAAAAUCUCCGUUCGGAAAACUCGUUGAGAUCGCCGACAAACCUUCUUUUUCUGGGCGUUUUGGUCGUUUCAUCAUAUCCCGACAGCUUAGAAUCGAGAAGAAACACGAAGCUUGGUUCAUUUUCUCCGGCAAACCUGUUAGAUUCUCUCUCCGAGAAUUUGCCUACGUCACCGGUCUCAACUGCGGCAAGCUUCCCAAACAUCAAAAAAAAAAUUCGGAGAAAUUCCUUUCGGAAAAACCUUACUGGGGGGAGCUGUUCGGCACAAUGAAAGAGGUCCCAGUUACUUCAGUAGUGAGAAUGCUCAAAAGGAGAACUGUCACGGACAAAGACAUUCGCCUAAAAUAUGCACUUCUGGCUCUACUAUCUGCUGUCAUUUUACCGACCACUCACACACCACGCAUAUCACAAGUUUUCGCGGAGCGUAUAAAAAAUCUGGAUGAAUUCUUCUCAUAUCCUUGGGGCAGGCUAUCAUUUGAUAUGCUCAUGAGUAGUAUCAAAGAGAGGAAUGAGGUCUCACUGUCCCAAAACACCAUUGCCUUGAAAGGAUUUGUUCUUUCACUCCAACUUGUCAUGGUUGAAGCCAUUCCCGCGCUAACAGAGGUUGCAAACGACGGGUCAUCAUCCGGCUCAGAAGGCGAAGGCGGGGAGGAUGAUGAUAUAGCAGAUGAAGACAAAAACGGAAGGAGAACUAUCAGCCCAGGACAUGCUCGCGACUCAGACGCCUCAGGAAAGGUUGAAGUUCGCGCCGUUAUAGUGGAAGAGAAAGAACACUUUCAUGAUUCUCCUGAAUUCUCAUGGUCAGACGAUGAAGAUGUUCUUGUCGUUGAAAAUUUGUUGACUCUUGUUCAGCAGAAGUAUCCUUUUAAGAAUGGUAGUUUCGUGGGAGGAGCAACAACGCUCGACGUCAUCAAGAUGCGCGAGGAGGAAAAAACAGAGGCAAAUAACCGUAAGAAAGUGAAGCCGAAGCAGACAAAACAAAAAGCAACAUCAGAUGUCAUCGAUUUCGAAUCUGUAGCUGCAGUGGUGAAAGAAAAAAUGUCAGCCGACUUCUCCCGGAUUGAGAGGCAAAUAACAACGCUUUCAGAAACAUUUCUUAAUUUCCAGAACAACGUCCUAGACAAGUUCGAGAUUUUGCUUCGCAAAAUAGAGGAUUCUAAUUUGAGGUCUGGAGCUCCCUCAUCUGCGCAGACUCAAACUUGUAACAAUGGCCACGCAGAUUUUCAGCAGGGACUCAAUGUGGGGUUACCUGCAGAAGCAGAGACUCCCUGUCCCGUUGACGAGGUUUAUAAUGGAGAACCUGUCAAUCAGCAGAGGGUUCACACCCAGAGGGAGGUACCACCUGUUAGAGACGCCGAGUUUGUUCCCGAUGACCUCUCAGACUUUAUUCCACCUUCAAAGAAAGCCAGUUCAGAUGCAGAUAAUCCACUAAAUGGGCCCCAAGACCAUCAGCCACCUGCUCAGUCUGAAGGUCAGACCGCAACUGAGCUCUCCGACGAGAUGGUAAUUGAUGACACCAUUAACUCCACCGUUGUCAUGAAUCAAGAAAAGACAUAUUGCGACGAUGCACGAAAUGGAGAACAACACAUCGACUCACCUAUAGAUUACCAAGGUCAGACACUGAACAUUGCCCGUGAGGAAAUGGAUACUGAUACUGGUGUGGAAGAAAUGGUUUCAAGUACCCCACCUGCUACUCCAAUUCCUACUCAAAGCGAAGCAGCAGCAGAUACGGAGCUCGACCCUGCAUUGCUUUUCCCUAAACCCACAUUCUCCCUCGGACUUACACAAGAGGAACCGCCGCUUCCAAAACAAGAUGUCUCUGAAGUGGCCCGUGAGUCUGAACUCGUGACUGGCAACCAAGAUUGCGAGCAGGAUGAUCAGAUGUUCGCUUGCCGGAAAAGCAAGAGACACAAAACAUUACCUAAAUCACUGGUGGGACAGUAUGAAUGCGACAAGCGUCUUUUUAAUCGCGCUCGUGUAGCACUCGUAGAUCCCAACAACACAGCCGGAAGCAUUGACUAUUCAGCCAAGUUCUCUGCCCUUAUUGAUAAACUGAAGUCCCCAUUUACCAUCCGCAUUGGUCAGUCAACAUUUGAGAGCAACGACCUACAUGAAAUUGUGCUUAGAUCAAAUCCCCUGCAACCAAAGGUUGUUGAUGUUCUCAUGGGCCACAUCAGAUCUCAGUUCACGCUCAACACACCCGUAGACCAGUCUAACCAACCUCUGUUCUUGGACACACAGUUUGUGUCAGACCUCACAAAACUGUUCCCCAAGUUUUGCAAGUGGUCCAAGAAAGAAACAUUCCGUUUUCCCACCAACAUAAUGGAUCGAUUCAGCAGUAAUUCACAGGCAGAGCGUUUCUAUUUUCCUUUCAAUCUCGACAAGUUACACUGGGUCGGUGUAUGCGUUGACUCUACAAGCUGGACUAUGGUAGUCAUGGACUGCAACAUAGCACUGAGGAAUGACAACAUGAUGACGAAAGAGCUUAGCCCCCUCGCAGAAAUGUUUCCGUACCUUCUCAAACUAUGCCGUAAGCAGCUUGUUCACAAAGACGGGAGAGCAUUGUCCAUUGUCAGACCUCGUAGCAUCCCGCAAAACCCCUGCCUUCAUGAAUCAGCUGUCUCUGCAGUUCUUCUCAUCCAAGCCCACGCCGUUGCAGGUGUCGACGUUUGCCAAUGUAUUACCCCUGAUGUCAUGGGUAGCGAAGUUGAGAGGCUUGCAGUUAUGUUCUACGAAGCCACAGUUGGAAUGCUCUAA
This is a messenger RNA of Raphanus sativus (radish), 2916 nucleotides long. RefSeq lists its product as uncharacterized. The record is from RefSeq and is a predicted model, not a curated record. Bases 1 to 2916 code for a protein of 971 amino acids. Lineage: Eukaryota; Viridiplantae; Streptophyta; Magnoliopsida; Brassicales; Brassicaceae. Gene Ontology annotation, biological process: proteolysis. Gene Ontology annotation, molecular function: cysteine-type peptidase activity. The transcript is spliced from 10 exons.